AUGGAUCCAUUUUUACAUGCAUUUUUUGCAGUUGAUCUUGAUCAUGAUGAAAAAAUCAGUAUGAAGGAUUUAAAGAAUUAUGUUGAAACAUACAAUCUAGACGAGAAAAUGAUUGAAAGCUGGAGAAAAUUAUUUGAUCCAAAUCGUACUGGCUAUAUAACACUAGCAAAGUUUUGCGAUGUACUAGGAGUAAAAAUGGAAGAAGCUCGAAAGGUUAGGGAAGAAAUUAAAAGACGUUCAACCAAUAUACUUCCAUCUGAUGUCUAUGUUAUUGCACAACAAAUGAGUAUCGCCGAUCAGAUACAAAUAAGUGAUCAAGCUAGACGUUUAUUAUUUCCACCUAAUGAACUUGAUAAUAAAGAAAUUGCUCAUAAUGAGCAACAAAAUGAGACCAUUACAAGAGAUGAAUUGAGACGUUAUGUAAAGCACAAUCAUUUAGAUGAAGGGAUGAUAACGGUAGAUAAUUUGUUUUCUAAAAAAAUUGUUUUAUUUAUAAUUAAUGUUUUGAAAAUACUUACUUUUUCAAUUGUCAAGAAACUAGUUCAAGCUAUAUCUGUAGAAUAG
Messenger RNA from Schistosoma intercalatum, 564 nucleotides. Lineage: Eukaryota; Metazoa; Platyhelminthes; Trematoda; Strigeidida; Schistosomatidae. The record is from the annotation of a GenBank genome assembly.